AUGAAAAUUACAGAUCGAAUAAUUGACUAUCAGCUCAAUGUUGGAGAACUACUACAACCAUCAUCAUCAUCAUCAUCAUCAUCAUCAUCAUCAUCAUCAUCAUCAUCAUCAUCAUCAUCAUCAUCAUCAUCAUCAUCAUCAUCAUCAUCAUCAUCAUCAUCAUCAUCAUCAUCAUCAUCAUCAUCAUCAUCAUCAUCAUCAUCAUCAUCAUCAUCAUCAUCAUCAUCAUCAUCAUCAUCAUCAUCAUCAUCAUCAUCAUCAUCAUCAUCAUCAUCAUCAUCAUCAUCAUCAUCAUCAUCAUCAUCAUCAUCAUCAUCAUCAUCAUCAUCAUCAUCAUCAUCAUCAUCAUCAUCAUCAUCAUCAUCAUCAUCAUCAUCAUCAUCAUCAUCAUCAUCAUCAUCAUCAUCAUCAUCAUCAUCAUCAUCAUCAUCAUCAUCAUCAUCAUCAUCAUCAUCAUCAUCAUCAUCAUCAUCAUCAUCAUCAUCAUCAUCAUCAUCAUCAUCAUCAUCAUCAUCAUCAUCAUCAUCAUCAUCAUCAUCAUCAUCAUCAUCAUCAUCAUCAUCAUCAUCAUCAUCAUCAUCAUCAUCAUCAUCAUCAUCAUCAUCAUCAUCAUCAUCAUCAUCAUCAUCAUCAUCAUCAUCAUCAUCAUCAUCAUCAUCAUCAUCAUCAUCAUCAUCAUCAUCAUCAUCAUCAUCAUCAUCAUCAUCAUCAUCAUCAUCAUCAUCAUCAUCAUCAUCAUCAUCAUCAUCAUCAUCAUCAUCAUCAUCAUCAUCAUCAUCAUCAUCAUCAUCAUCAUCAUCAUCAUCAUCAUCAUCAUCAUCAUCAUCAUCAUCAUCAUCAUCAUCAUCAUCAUCAUCAUCAUCAUCAUCAUCAUCAUCAUCAUCAUCAUCAUCAUCAUCAUCAUCAUCAUCAUCAUCAUCAUCAUCAUCAUCAUCAUCAUCAUCAUCAUCAUCAUCAUCAUCAUCAUCAUCAUCAUCAUCAUCAUCAUCAUCAUCAUCAUCAUCAUCAUCAUCAUCAUCAUCAUCAUCAUCAUCAUCAUCAUCAUCAUCAUCAUCAUCAUCAUCAUCAUCAUCAUCAUCAUCAUCAUCAUCAUCAUCAUCAUCAUCAUCAUCAUCAUCAUCAUCAUCAUCAUCAUCAUCAUCAUCAUCAUCAUCAUCAUCAUCAUCAUCAUCAUCAUCAUCAUCAUCAUCAUCAUCAUCAUCAUCAUCAUCAUCAUCAUCAUCAUCAUCAUCAUCAUCAUCAUCAUCAUCAUCAUCAUCAUCAUCAUCAUCAUCAUCAUCAUCAUCAUCAUCAUCAUCAUCAUCAUCAUCAUCAUCAUCAUCAUCAUCAUCAUCAUCAUCAUCAUCAUCAUCAUCAUCAUCAUCAUCAUCAUCAUCAUCAUCAUCAUCAUCAUCAUCAUCAUCAUCAUCAUCAUCAUCAUCAUCAUCAUCAUCAUCAUCAUCAUCAUCAUCAUCAUCAUCAUCAUCAUCAUCAUCAUCAUCAUCAUCAUCAUCAUCAUCAUCAUCAUCAUCAUCAUCAUCAUCAUCAUCAUCAUCAUCAUCAUCAUCAUCAUCAUCAUCAUCAUCAUCAUCAUCAUCAUCAUCGAAUCAGUACAAAUAUUUAUAA
Schistosoma mattheei is the source of this 1605-nucleotide messenger RNA. NCBI's taxonomy places the organism in Eukaryota, Metazoa, Platyhelminthes, Trematoda, Strigeidida, Schistosomatidae. The record is from the annotation of a GenBank genome assembly.